Molecule: messenger RNA, 1116 nt
Organism: Condylura cristata (star-nosed mole)
Lineage: Eukaryota; Metazoa; Chordata; Mammalia; Eulipotyphla; Talpidae
Gene: TBPL2
Product: TATA box binding protein like 2
Exons: 7
Coding region: 1-1026 (341 amino acids)
Biological process (GO): DNA-templated transcription initiation
Molecular function (GO): DNA binding; RNA polymerase II general transcription initiation factor activity
Source: RefSeq, a predicted model, not a curated record
AUGACUGUCCCCAUGAAGGAGGAGGAGGCAUACCUGGAGCUCUACCUGGACCAGUGUACUGCCCAGGAUGACCUCAACCCACUGGGGUCACCCCUGCUCAACCCUUACGACGUGUACAUACCGAACCCAUUCAACCCAGAGACUGUAUUUACUUCACAUCUUGAAGUUCAACGAACACCAGGCGAAUUUUCUCCUGUGGAUUUUAGCUUCCUACCAGAUGAACUGGAAAAUAAAGACCAGACUGUCACUAGAAGUGAGAGUGAACUUGAAGAAAAUUGUAAAUCUCAAAGUCAUCCAAGUGGGGAGUCCUUAUCCAGUGAACAGGAUGUCAGUUUGGGCUUAAAUAGUAACAAUCUGUCAAAUUCCCUUACACAACUGCACCAGGGUCACACCAACUCAAUGGAAGUCUCUCCUGAGAAACCAAACACUUUGCCUCUGACAUCCAUAACUCCCAUGACACCAGUGACCCCUGUUUCAGAAUGUUCUGGAAUUGUGCCUCAACUACAGAAUAUAGUUUCUACUGUAAACCUGGCCUGUAAAUUGGAUCUGAAGAAAAUAGCAUUGCAUGCAAAAAAUGCAGAAUAUAACCCGAAGAGGUUUGCUGCUGUCAUAAUGAGGAUCCGAGAGCCCAGGACAACUGCCCUCAUAUUCAGCUCUGGGAAAAUGGUCUGUACAGGAGCUAAAAGUGAAGAACAGUCUCGACUUGCAGCAAGAAAGUAUGCCCGGGUGGUGCAGAAACUUGGCUUCCCUGCCAGAUUCCUCGAUUUUAAAAUCCAGAACAUGGUUGCGAGCUGUGAUGUGAGGUUUUCAAUCAGGCUGGAAGGUUUGGUGUUAACCCAUCAGCAGUUCUGCAGUUAUGAACCUGAACUGUUUCCUGGUCUUAUUUAUAGAAUGGUAAAACCAAGAAUUGUGUUGCUUAUCUUUGUAUCUGGAAAAGUUGUGUUGACAGGUGCCAAAGAACGCUCUGAGAUUUAUGAGGCAUUUGAAAACAUCUAUCCUAUACUAAGAGGUUUUAAAAAGGCCUAAGUCUGUUAUCAACUCACGGAAUAUUGUUUUGAGUAUGUGUGCAAAAGUAGCACAGAGAAUGCUGGGGUUUUCUACCUCUGUAGAUGUUCC